UGGAGCUUGUUGGAAGAUGACUUCUUCCACUGCGGACGAACCGGUAUUCACUGCGGAUUCCUUUCUGCCUCAGGCAUACACCUGGCAACCCCGUCUUGGCAGACCGGAAAAGCCUGCAUGGCCGAAAACGGUCUAGUGUGGUUGAGUCCCACCGCGUUCCUUUCCUUUUUCGGAUCGACGGUGGCCCUCUUCACUUCAUGCCUGAGGCCGUGCAUUGCAAUUUAUCUCAAGGCUGAGCUUGAGAUAAAUUCAAUCAUCGCCUUGGUCUGCUUCACAGAUCCAAGAUUUUUCACUGAAAUCUUUUCACUGAAAUCUCUACUCCGUAGAGAGUGGUUGUGGGUGAGUGCGCAAGCAGGAUACUUUAUGUGUGGGUAAAUCUUCUUCCAUCUUGAAAAUCCAGCGUUCAACAAAGUUUCUAUCGUCAUCCACUGGUAGGAUGAACCAACAGGACUGGCACUGGAAUCCUACUCGUUCAAUACGGGGUGG
Molecule: messenger RNA, 486 nt
Organism: Aspergillus saccharolyticus JOP 1030-1
Lineage: Eukaryota; Fungi; Ascomycota; Eurotiomycetes; Eurotiales; Aspergillaceae
Exons: 1
Coding region: 118-375 (85 amino acids)
Source: RefSeq, a predicted model, not a curated record